AUGCAAGUGUUUAUUCUUGGAGCCACGGGGCUUGUCGGGGGACACGCGUUUCAAAAGUCCCUUGCUAAGGGCUGGCAAGUGUCCACCGUCACCCGUAAACCGUUGGAGGGCGGCAAAAAUACUGUGGAGGCGGACUUAGAAAAAUGGCCCUCGAUCAUUGAGACCGAGGCAAAGGGGUACGACGCGUUCAUCACCGCCUUUGGCACCACCCGGGCCAAGGCUGGCGGCAUGGACGGGUUCAGAAAGAUCGACUACGGCACUAAUUACGAGGCGGCCAAAGCCGCGAAGGCGGCUGGGGUCAGUACUUUUGUAUUGGUAUCGCUGGCGGGAGCGCUGCAAGGGUCGCUUUUCCCCUACUUGGACUCCAAGGGGAAGCUUGAAGACGAUAUCAUCGCCCUCAAGUUCCCCAAGACGGUGAUUUUGCGUCCCGGGGCUCUCGUGGGUGAGCGCAAGGACUCACACGGCUGGGCCAACGAUAUCGCGAUGCGGUUUGGUGCGUGGACCCACAACACGCCACUUAAUUGUUUGACCUACGGGAUCCCCGGUGCCGACGUGGCUACGGUGGCCGUGUACGAAGCCGCCAAUGCUAAGGACGGGGUGACGAUCAUCAGCCCCGGCGACUUGAUUAAGAAGGCCAACGAGUUGAACCAGCAAGCGCUGUCGUAA
Diutina rugosa is the source of this 666-nucleotide messenger RNA. RefSeq lists its product as uncharacterized. Lineage: Eukaryota; Fungi; Ascomycota; Pichiomycetes; Serinales; Debaryomycetaceae. Gene Ontology annotation, biological process: import into nucleus. The transcript has a single exon. The record is from RefSeq and is a predicted model, not a curated record. Gene Ontology annotation, cellular component: cytoplasm. The coding region runs from base 1 to 666 and encodes 221 amino acids.